Messenger RNA from Pleurotus ostreatus (oyster mushroom), 786 nucleotides. RefSeq lists its product as uncharacterized. Gene Ontology annotation, molecular function: oxidoreductase activity. The transcript is spliced from 6 exons. Gene Ontology annotation, cellular component: endoplasmic reticulum. The record is from RefSeq and is a predicted model, not a curated record. Bases 1 to 786 code for a protein of 261 amino acids. Lineage: Eukaryota; Fungi; Basidiomycota; Agaricomycetes; Agaricales; Pleurotaceae.
AUGCCGUCCAUCAACGAUAGCAGAUGUGUCUUGGUUACCGGUGCCACAGCGGGUAUCGGCCGAGCUUUAGCCUACGCAAUUAGCGAUCUUCCCAGCAAGCCCCGCGUAAUUGCUGCAGGCAGACGACAGGACCGUUUGGACGAGCUGGCUUCCAAGAUGGAUACCAUUCAAAUCGACUUUGAGACAGAUAAGGAGACGAUCAAGAAGUUUGUUGACGAUACGAUCGCCAAGUACCCUGAUCUUGAUACGCUUGUACUCUCUGCAGGCGUACAGUAUGAAACUUGGUUCCAGAAACCAGAAACCAUUGAUCUUGACAAACUUUUGAGCGAGCUGAACGUCAACUACACCUCCAUCCUGACCACUAUCACUUAUUUCCUGCCCCAUCUAUUGAAAUUAGCCGCGGAUGGGCGGCCAUGCUUCAUUUGUCCAGUUACAGCAGGGUUGGGAAUUACCCCAGGGGCUUGGGUUGCCAACUACUCAGCCUCAAAGGCUGCGUUGCAUUCGCUCUGUUAUUCUCUUCACGCGCACCUGCAAGGAACCAACGUCCAUAUAAUGGAGAUCAUCCCGCCGCUGGUAGAAUCCGAGCUCCACGAUGCUGAGGAUACUACAAAGAUGCUGACAAACAAAUGGAUGCCUCUGGAGGAAUAUAUCCCGGUUACUAUGGACGGACUGACCAAAGGGGAUUUUCAGAUUUCAUCUGGAGUCUCACUCGCGGGUUUGAACAGGUUUGAAACAGGCAAGGAGGAGGUGGUGAUGAAGGGGUUGGAGGUUCGGAAAAGCUGGUAA